AUGACAACCGCACAUCGUCCCACCUUUUAUCCGGCUCGCGGAGGAACCGCCCGUGGCGAAGGCGACUUGUCCAAACUUUCUGCGCAAUACUCGUCAAAAGAUAUGCCCUCCCAUAAAACCAUGAAAUAUCGUCAAACCGGUCAAGGAACCGAGGAGGAUUUGCGAAAACGUGAUUUGCGUCGUGAACUUGAGGAUAAGGAGCGUGAGGCGACUCGUGAAAAACGUGCACGUGAUGCGAAUUCGGCGAGUUCGAGCUCAAGUUCCUCGCAUAGUAAGAAGCAGCGAAUGGAUCAGAUUGCAGCAGAAGCCGCGACUGCGACAGUUGACGCAGAUGAAGCUGUCGAUGAGUUGAAUUCGUCGGAAGAUGAGGAUUCAGAUGAUGAUGAUACAGCGGCUCUCAUGGCCGAGUUAGAAAAAAUCAAGAAGGAAAGAGCUGAAGAAAAAGCAGUUAGAGAGGCUAAAUUACAAGAGGAAGAGGAGAAGACUAGAAUGAGCAAUAUAUUGGCGGGAAACCCUUUGUUGAAUGAUUCGGGAGCUGGGAGCUCUUCAUCGAAGGGAGAUUUUACUGUGAAACGACGAUGGGAUGAUGAUGUGGUUUUUAAGAAUUGUGCGAAAGGUAUGGAUUUUUGGUAGAAACCAAUUACGAAAACAUCCACUCAUUCUCAGAAACAACCAAAUUUGAUGAUUUUUUCACGUGAGAAAAAAAAACAAUAGAAAAAUAUUCAGCAUUUCAUGUUUUUCAAUAAAAAAAUAAUGGGACUAUUCAAGUUAUUUUCUCAACGCUGAGAAAAGCGAAGAAAACCUAUUCAGGUAGGCUGAGAAAAUACGAAAAAAGUGAAGAAAAUACAUUUUCUCCGCAUUUCUCCUGUUUUCUCAGCGCGUUGAGAAAAUACUUGUAUAGCCCCAUAAAGAUAAAAAUGAAAUGAACACGUGAAAACAAAAAAUAAUCAAAUUUGUUUUUUUGUAAACGAAAGAGUUUGAAGAAUGACCAAUGUCGAGUGACAAAAAUGUUGAUAUCAAUUGUUCGAAACGUAUUUUAUCAGGGGAAAAAUAACAUUUGCAUCAAAAUCGCCCGAACUCAAAUUUUUAUUCUUCCAGGCCUUGACGAGCGCAAAAAAGAGGUUCAAUUUAUCAACGACGCAAUUCGCUCGGAAUUCCACAAAAAGUUCAUGGAUAAAUAUAUCAAAUAA
Caenorhabditis angaria is the source of this 1190-nucleotide messenger RNA. NCBI's taxonomy places the organism in Eukaryota, Metazoa, Nematoda, Chromadorea, Rhabditida, Rhabditidae. The record is from the annotation of a GenBank genome assembly.